GGUGGGGAAGGACAACGGCAAAAGCAACGGGGGGCUAUCGUAAAACCAAAAGGCGGGAACCUGAGGUAAUUUAGGCGGGAAACGGGACGGCCUUGAGGGAAGGCGACCGAGUCACGACAAACUCGACAAAACAACAACAAACUCGACAAAACAUAAUAGAUCUAAGAGUGUGUACCACCAGUCGCACCUCAAAUGAAGUUGAAACAUGGAGAAAGGCUUCCUAUAGAGCAGGGUGGGAGUUGACAUUUUCAGGCUCAAGGGCCACAUUUGCCCUUGGCCAACCCCCUGAGGAAUGCAUGUCAGCAAUAUGUGUGGCCAUCUUGCACUCACACAUGCUCACAUACAGGGAGACCAUGAACAAGCUGUCUCCCCUCCCCAGCUGGUCUGUGCAGAUCAACUGAGGGGGAGGGGGGUCACAUCUGCAUUCAUCAAAUGAUCAGGGAGAAGGUGAUUGUCCCCAUCAGGUUGCUCAGUUCCACCCACCCCAGCACUGUCUGCUUUAGUUUCCUUUCUCCUGUCUCUGCCAAAACUAGUGAGAGCUUAAUAAUUUGUUUGGGCGGACUGUAUCAGACCCCUGCUCUAAGAUUGAAAUACGCAGUCAGCUUCAUGUAAGAGGAGAUGACCACUUAGAUAUCCUGAUUCCAUAACAGAUCCUGUGAUAUUGAAUUCUGACUGAAUUCUCAAUAACAGAUACGGUACAAGAUAAAAUAGUAUCUUAGUAUCUUACAGUAUUUUCCCUGUCUUAAAUUCAUACUGUGUUUUAUGUGGUGAAUUAAACAAAAAAAUAUUUUAUGGCAGUUACUCUGAUUAUGGCACCAUCAGGAAGAAAAUCUGCAGGAAAAACUGCUAAAUUGGCACAGGAAGAUCCAAUUCAUGCCUACGACUUUGAAGAACAUACCAAAAAACAUCUGAGUGGCUCUGAAGAGGAUGUUAGAGAAGAUGAAACUCCAAUAAUUGAUAAACAUGGGAAAAAAAGACCUUCACUGAAUCCUCAUCCUGUAGUUGAAGAUGAAGUUGGAGGAGAAGUCCAGAAUAUGCUGGAAAGAUUCGGAGCGGACAUUAACAAAGCUCUUCUGGCUAAAAGGAAAAGAUUAGAAAUGUACACUAAAGCUUCUCUCAAAACAAGCAACCAGAAAAUAGAACAUGUUUGGAAAACACAACAAGAGCAAAGGCAGAAGGUCCAACAUGAGUAUUCUCAGCAGUUCCUGCAUGUAUUUCAACAGUGGGAUGCUGAUAUAAAGAAAGCUGAGGAACAGGAAGAAAAAUUAAUGAACCUGUUUCGGCAACAACAAAAAACUUUGCAACAAGCAAGAAUAGUUCAGAGUCAAAGACUGAAAACAGUUAAACAGCUGUAUGAGCAAUUUUUGAAGAGUAUGGAAGACAUGGAGAAGACUCAUGAAAGUCUUUUAGUAGGUGCACAAAAUGAACUUCGGAAAGAAAUGGCUAUGUUGCAAAAGAAGAUCAUGAUGGACACUCAACAGCAAGAGAUGGCAACUGUUCGCAAAUCUCUUCAGUCCAUGUUAUUCUGAUGGCUCAGUGGAGAAACAACUUGUACCUAAGUAACAUGAUACAAUUAUAUACAUUAGCCAUAUGGGGAGGAAGAGCCAGUAUUUUAAACGCCAUAUUAAAAAUUGCUAUAUUUGAAUACCUUACAUUCAGCUCUGAUAUAAAAGAAACCGACAGCUCAUUGCUGCUUAGCAACAGGAUAUGCUAAUUUCCCCCUGUCUCUCUCAAAGUACUCCUAAUGGUUUUUAAUAUUAAUACAUUUGCAUCAAUCUUUUUUCACCUCUUAAAUUCAGAAUCUAGAUCCCAGGGUUAAGGUACCUUUUUGAAAGUUCAAGAUACCUACAGUUUGUCAGACAAUUAAAUAACAUUAUUAUCAGAUUAAUCUGAAAUAGUGUUUGGUACGAAAACAAAUUGCAUGUACUAUGGGAUUCAAGGCCUAAUUAAAAAUGGUGUACUUGCAGCAGAACUAUAUAAAAUGUUUCAGCUUACUACCAAGAAAACAUUUCAUUCUUGAAUACCAACCAGAGUAAUAUGUGUUAAUCUGAAAGUUGAAGGAGACGCAUAAGAACUUCCUUAGGAUUAUAAAAUAAAAUGUACAUGUUGCUAGUUUUGGAUUUCCUUUAUUAUAAGGCACUCUUAGUAAUUUUCCAGUUUCAUGGUCUCAGCGUAAAUAAAAUGUUCUACUUUUUUUGAGGGAAGAUAGUCUACCAGCCUCUAAUAUUAUCAGUAAAUUCUGAAUAACUAAACAAAGAUAGAGGCUUACACUCUACAGUUCAGGAAAUCAAGCAAGUACCUAUCUCCAAAAACUAAAUGAAAUGUUUCUUUCCCCUCCCAAAUCACAAAAAAGUCCGUCAUUGAGCUUUGUUUUGUUUUGUUUUAAAUAAAAGCAUAACCAUAUUUUCAUACUGUAAAAACACUGGUAAUUCAAGCAUUACAAAUGAAACAAAGUUUUCAUUACAGCAACUUAGAAUCACAGUUUUAACUGUUUGAAAUGUAGCAAUAA
Messenger RNA from Zootoca vivipara (common lizard), 2509 nucleotides. RefSeq names its product synaptonemal complex protein 3 (gene SYCP3). The record is from RefSeq and is a predicted model, not a curated record. Gene Ontology annotation, biological process: spermatid development; meiotic cell cycle. Lineage: Eukaryota; Metazoa; Chordata; Lepidosauria; Squamata; Lacertidae. Gene Ontology annotation, cellular component: synaptonemal complex.